Messenger RNA from Mytilus trossulus (common blue mussel), 2070 nucleotides. RefSeq lists its product as uncharacterized. Gene Ontology annotation, biological process: proton transmembrane transport. Lineage: Eukaryota; Metazoa; Mollusca; Bivalvia; Mytilida; Mytilidae. Gene Ontology annotation, molecular function: proton channel activity. The coding region runs from base 69 to 1709 and encodes 546 amino acids. The record is from RefSeq and is a predicted model, not a curated record. The transcript has a single exon. Gene Ontology annotation, cellular component: membrane.
UUCGGUACAGAACAAAAAUAAUAACUUGCUAGAUUUCUUUUUACAUUACCAUCAUUAGGAGGGAAAGUAUGGAUUUCUUUAAAGAAGUAUUUCGAGCUGCAUUUGUUUUACCGUUUUCGGCCGGUAAUGUAGACGAGGAGAAUGGUUCACAUGACGGCAGCCUGGCAGGACUUUUACUGAUGACUACUUCAAUAGCUAUCCUCUCUGAGAUACUGAUGAUUGGGUUUUCAACUAACGAGACUAUUUCGUCUAAAUUCAGCGUUGGACUAGCAGUCUUAACGUUUCUAUCUGCUCUAGCAAUUGUAAUUUGCGUGUGUAUCAGUUUAUACGUGUCAUCAAGAGGGAACCGUGUGUUUCGUAUUUUACCAUGGAAUACAUGUAAUACAAUAAGACUAAGGUUUUUGUGGAUUUUUUGUUUCAGCUGUAUUAUUUCGAGAACAUUGGACAUGACCUUUUAUAUUGAUUGUCUAACUAACUCAUUGACAUUGAAAUUUACAGUAGACACUAUAGUAUAUGCUCUGGUCUGUAUAGUAUUCUACGUUGUACAAACUGCAUUUAUAACAUAUUUUUCGCAUUCUCGAUUCACCAGCCACCUUGGUGUUUAUUAUGGAUUACUUAUUAUAUUCCUAACAAAUAUUUCAGUUAUAUGUCAUGCCUUGGCUUUUACUUUUAAACCUAAGGAGAUUGACAUGGUUGACAUUUUUAAUUUGACGACAAAUACCCAACAUACUUCGAGUAAUACAUCUUGCUACAAGUCAAGUAUGUACGCGGUAUUGAUGAAGAUUGAUCCUUUCUUGUUACCGGCAUUUUGUGAAUAUUCGCUUGUUUCCAUAACGUUUAUUAUGAAUAUGUGGCCAAAAUUUGGAUUAAAAAAUGACGAAUUUGUGCUUGAUGAUAUUUCACUUGACGUAAACAGAGAAACGUCAGAGUCGACGAGCAAUUUAAGAGGAUCGAUAAAUGGUAGGUCAGAUUCGACAAAUAACAGGCGGAAUAAUGAAAACAUUCCUUUAUUAGACAACCCUAAAAGCACAACAAACUACAGACAACACCGUAUAAGAAGAUUUAUAAGCAUAUCUGUUCCUAUUCUUCUUAAUUUGCCAUCAGUUAUAUUAUACUGUUUACACAUUUCAAAAGUUCCAUCUGUACAAUUAGGCUUAACAAUAUCAAUUGCUGUAGGAGCUACUAUUGAGCUGCUUUUGUACGUGAAAUGCUUUUACUCUCUUCAGACGCAAUGUAAACCAUUGAAACAAAAGGAAUGUUCAUCUCUUGAUUCUGGUGAUUACAUUCUAAUUGCAAGUGCGGUUGCAGCAAUAUCAUAUUACACGGUAAAACUGAUGUCAAAUAUUUACAAUGUUAGCUCUGAAGCUACAUAUCCUAUAGGUUUUUAUAAACUUGUUAUUGAUAUCAUCGCAGCUUAUUUUCAAACGGUUUUCAUUUUACAAAUGAAAAAAUAUGCGAAGGCCUUUAAUAUUUCCUCAUGGACGUCGGUUGAAUAUACAUGUUUAUUAAUGUCUUUUAUGAAUUUAUGUUCAUGGGCGGCUGAUACUCUAAUAGUUUCACAAUAUGUUUACCAAAAUGACGCACCAUAUCAUUUCUUUGGGUCAUCUGACUGGACAGAAAUCUUUGGAUUUUUAUACCCAUUUGUAAUCUUUUACAGAUUCAAUGCUUUUGUUUCCUUUUAUGGUUUGUAUGAUAGAUUGAAACAUUAAUUCGUCUUCAAUAGAUGGCGGCACUAUUUGAUCACAUACAUACUUGGUUUUAUCAACGUUUGAAAAACCAUGAAUUAACAAUGUCAUACAUUAAAAGGAUAAAUACCAGGAAUGACCAAAAAAAAUCGCUUUCAUGUAGGACUUUGUACUGAAUCUUAACAUGAGGGUUAUUAUAUUUCAUAUUCACUUUCUGUCUAUGCGAAGAAGAGUUUAUAAUUUCCGAGGUUCUGUUUUUAAAUUUCACAAAGUCAAGGGCAAGACCUUAAACACAAACAUUAGGUCCGAACUGAAAAAUCUAAUAAACAAUAAUUGUCUUAUCAUACGUUGGUACAGUACUUCAUCAAAAGAAUGACGCUUUACU